This is a messenger RNA of Cyprinus carpio (common carp), 1051 nucleotides long. RefSeq names its product myosin, light chain 4, alkali; atrial, embryonic (gene myl4). The record is from RefSeq and is a predicted model, not a curated record. Lineage: Eukaryota; Metazoa; Chordata; Actinopteri; Cypriniformes; Cyprinidae. Gene Ontology annotation, molecular function: calcium ion binding. Gene Ontology annotation, cellular component: myosin II complex.
UGGACCAGAUCCCUCUCCUUAUCCACAUGGAACCCGCUAUUCCCAUCUGUCAGAAAUCUGGAGGUCCAUUAUCUCCUCAAUGGGUGAUGAUGGGAUGGACCACAACUGCUGAUGCAGCUGGGGAGCGCUGAGGAGGGUAUAAAACCUCUCAAAGGUUAUUCUCAUUCCUAUUCCCCAUCUCACACCCUUCUGCCCAUCAUCUGAGAAGAAUGGCUCCUAAAAAAGCUGAACCGAAGAAGGAGGCAGCAAAACCAGUUCCUCCUCCUGAACCAGAGAAACCCAAGGAGCCUCAAUUUGACCCAAAAAGCAUUAAGGUUGAGUUUACAGCUGAUCAGAUUGAAGAAUUUAAAGAAGCCUUCAUGCUAUUCGACAGAACACCAUCUGGUGAAAUGAAGAUCACUUACGCCCAGUGUGGUGAUGUCAUGAGGGCGCUGGGUCAGAAUCCUACAAAUGCAGAGGUGCUCAAAGUACUUGGCAAACCCAAACCUGAGGAAAUGAACACCAAGCUGAUUGACUUUGAGACUUUUCUGCCUAUGUUUCAACACGUGUCCAGGUCAAAAGAUCAAGGCACUUUUGAGGACUUUGUUGAGGGCCUGCGAGUGUUUGACAAGGAAGGAAACGGCACUGUAAUGGGUGCCGAACUUCGCCAUGUACUUGCAACGUUGGGUGAGAAAAUGACAGAAUCAGAGGUAGAACAGCUCAUGGCAGGACAGGAAGAUGGAAACGGCUGUGUCAGCUAUGAAGCGUUUGUUAAACACAUCAUGGCUGGAUAAACAAAAGAGCUCAGAUCAGGCACUACUGUCCUCUGCAGUGAUCAACAGUCCUUCAGCCCAGCUCUAUGUUCUCUAUAGCCCUUGAACUAGUUUUCCUGUACAGUAUAAGAUUCUGUCUUUGCAAUUCUUUUUGCACAGAUUUUCUACAACAUUAAGGGUCACCGUGAUUUUGCCAAGACAGACAUGUUCCUGGAUCAACAUCUUUUGAUGAUCCUGGAUCAACAUUAUUGUCCAAAAAUAUAGACUUAACCCAAUCCCUACCUCUAACAUAACCCUAC